Messenger RNA from Rhagoletis zephyria (snowberry fruit fly), 279 nucleotides. The record is from RefSeq and is a predicted model, not a curated record. Lineage: Eukaryota; Metazoa; Arthropoda; Insecta; Diptera; Tephritidae.
AUGACUGGCCGCGGUGGCAAAGGAGGCAAGAUCAAGUCCAAGUCCGUUUCCCGCUCGUCUCGUGCCGGCUUGCAGUUUCCGGUCGGGCGCAUCCAUCGCCUGCUUCGCAAGGGCAACUUUGCCGAACGCGUUGGCGCUGGCGCUCCGGUGUACCUCGCUGCGGUCCUCGAGUACCUUGCCGCUGAGGUUUUGGAGUUGGCUGGGAACGCCGCCCGCGACAACAAAAAAAGCCGAAUCAUUCCGCGCCACCUCCAGCUGGCCAUUCGCAAUGACGAAGAG